AUGCAGAAAUCAACUUCACAAAGCCGGGGCUCGGUUCCAGGCACGGAUCCUGCUCCAUCACUGCGAGAUCCGCGGCUCAGAGGAAGAGUCAAUUCGAUGCAUGUGGCUGAGGUUGUUGAUGCUGUCAGUGAACGGAUCUCCGGCAGCAGGAAUGAAGACAAACCCUCGACAAGUACUCUGCAGAGAACCACGGCUAGUGAAGCGAGUACUCCUAGUAACCAGCACGAACAUCCCGAACUCGAAAAGGCCUUUUACUCCUAUGUCGCAAACGCUGUCAGAGCCGACUAUUGGACACGCCGACGGGAUUUCCUCAGAAAUGAAAGAAAGGGCGCUCAACAAGAUCAUGAGAGGGAACAGAAAAGGAGUAGUCAGUUUCCCAUUGUUGUUGAACAGGCUCUACAGAAGAAGAACCAGAUUGAAGCUGCAUACCAAGAAGCCAAGGGAGAGACAAAUACCGCUAUAGCGAUGGUACAGGAUUGCGUAGCCGACUUCAGACGACUGUUGCUAAAUGCCCUCGACACGGAGAAGGAGCAACUUGGGAGGACUGUGACCAAUCUAUUGGGUCCUGUUCAACAAGACAUCAAAGAUCUCCGCUCGCAUCAAGCAGACUCAUCCACGUUGUCUCGAUCGCAGUACGAGGAAUUGGAAAGCCGACUACGAAACCUAGAAGAAUCUCGAAACCAGCAGAUCAAGACAUUAGAUGAGCUCAACAACCUUAAGCGAAAGGCCGCCGAAGAUGCUGCGAAACACGCCGAAGCUUAUUCACAUAUCCUCCAACAAUGCGAAGAGUUGCGGUCUUCACAGCGCGCCAGCGAUCAGAACAUGGAGGAGACAAUAAAAGCGCUGAAGACCGACCACAAUGAAUUGCGAAAAUCUUUAAAGAGUCUAGAACAGAGAUCUACCGCAGUUGAAUCGCGUUUUCAAGGCUUGAAUUGGGUUCUGGCAACGGUAUCAAAGUUGAAGGAAGAGGUGAAGGAAGCGGUGGACCAGAUUGAACGAGUUCGUGAAAGCCUUCAUCUCAGAAUUGAAAAUGUGCCUAAUGAAUUGGAUUCCAAAUAUCGCAAUUUCAUGGAGAAAGAACUCGAGAAAAAAGCAGGGCAAUUGUCAAUCAUUGCCCAAGGGAUGAGUGAAAAGUUGAACUCGCUAAACACGCAAUAUGAAAUGUUGGUACGCGGACUGGACACUGUCCGUGCAGACCUUGAUCAUCGAAGCAGCAAGUACGAUCAGUCUCAAGGAGAGCUCAGCAAAAAGUUGGACUUGAUCGAGCACCAAGCUGCAGAGUCCUCGUCGGGUCGGCAGCGUCGAAUAGACCUUGUGGCAGCGGUGGAAUCGCUUGAGCAGCAAUUUGUGCAACACACGGCUGAUAUGAAACAAGUCGACAAUCGCCUCGGUUCGAUCUGCGAAGAUCUCGCAGACCUUAAAGCAACAGGGGAUCGAGGAGAUAUCGCGAAAAUCCGGGAAGAGUUUAAAUGCCUACGGACGCAACUGGCAGAACAAGCGAACAACCUACAAGAUUUUAAACAGACAUUCAAUGGAGGGACUCAAUCAUUCAAAGGCCGAUUCGCUGGGCACGAUGUGAGCUCAGAGGGGUCCCAAAUGCGCCAUGAUCAUAACCUAGCUGGCGAGGUGGCCCAGGUACCGGGUGAGCAAGAAGAGUUGAGAUUUUCCCACAUCUUUUCACGCCUUGAUAUGUUAGAGAGAAACCAGGAAAAGCUCAUGCAUCUGAGCCUAUACCAGAGCCAACGCUACGACAAACUCGCCUCCGAAUGUUUUACUUAUGCGAUGGUGGGUCCCGUCCGGAAACCUAUUUCAAAAUUCGACUACAGAUUUGACGAAAUCUUGCACGCUAUGGAAGAACUACGCAACCGACCUGAAAUUUCUCAGGAGGCAAUGGACAAACUUGUGAAUAAUCAAGCCAAUAUUGCAGGAAAAAUUGCGGUAUUGGGAUCCAAGCACGAGGAUUUAGAGAGGCGGUUCGAAGAAACACGCGAGAAAAUGACAAAAACUGGGGAAGAUUUCCCUACCUUGGUGGGUCGAGCCGAGACAGACCAGUCGACUUACCGUGGAUCGGCAGACCAGACGAUUACUGCUCCGCAGGCUAUGGCUGAUGCCACAGGAAGCCAUGGAUUGAACAAGGCCAAACACCCUCGCUCGUCACUGUUUGCAAAUGGUCAGAGGGCAACGAAGUUCGAAGCUGAUGCACCUGACGCACCCUCGAGGGACACAAACAUCGGGGCGCAGGCGGUAUCUGACGAAUUCAAUGGCGGACCAGGAACAGAUGAGCAUGCGGCACACCAAGUCUCAGAUGAUGACGAUCAGGACAUAGAGAAAGCAGAUGCAGAAAUGUUGAAGAAGUUCGGUGUGACGCCCCAGUCUCAACGUGCUUCGAAGAGACAAUCGCCCCAGAGUGCAGCUCAUCACUCUGAACCGACGUUGAAACGCAAGCGUGCACAGAGAGAAGAAAAGCAUGUCGAUCUCACGCAGGAUUCUGAUGAGGCCGACAAUAUGCCUCCCAGACGCAAAAUCCGAAGUUAA
Messenger RNA from Fonsecaea multimorphosa CBS 102226, 2535 nucleotides. RefSeq lists its product as uncharacterized. Bases 1 to 2535 code for a protein of 844 amino acids. The transcript has a single exon. Lineage: Eukaryota; Fungi; Ascomycota; Eurotiomycetes; Chaetothyriales; Herpotrichiellaceae. The record is from RefSeq and is a predicted model, not a curated record.